Messenger RNA from Labeo rohita (rohu), 5435 nucleotides. RefSeq names its product centrosomal protein 152 (gene cep152). Gene Ontology annotation, cellular component: centrosome. The transcript is spliced from 28 exons. Gene Ontology annotation, biological process: centriole replication. Lineage: Eukaryota; Metazoa; Chordata; Actinopteri; Cypriniformes; Cyprinidae. The coding region runs from base 277 to 5274 and encodes 1665 amino acids. The record is from RefSeq and is a predicted model, not a curated record.
UUUAGGGCGCCAUGUUUCAAUAGACAGACACUUACAUCAAUAUCUGUGCAAUAACAUCGAUUUUAGUCCACAUUAAGCGAGUUUUACCAUCUGUGGCGGACGAACAAACAUUUGCAGACAGUUUAUUACUCGUACGCAAGGUAUUUUAUAUCAAUAUUGUUGCGUUAUGAAUCUGUGAGGCAGCGACACACUGUUAUGUGUCUCAUAGAAACACUUCAUUUGGGAUUAUUGUGGUACUUCAGGACUUUAUAAAAGCUUGAAAGACAGAUCAGCAGGAUGUCCAUUGAUUUUGACAGUGCAGCUUUACAGACGCAGCAGGAGGAAGAGGACUAUGAUCAGGAAGACUAUGCUAGAGAACAAGAGCUCCACAAGCUCCUGACUGAUCUCCCCGAUGAUAUGCUAGAUGACAGCGCCGACUGCUCCUCACCUGAGCUCGACCGCUCCACCUGCAGUCGCCCAGAAGACAACAACAGACCACAGCAUGCCUGGAAUGUGCCACAAUGGGAGCAUCCAAGACCUCCUUCCCAUGAGGAACACUAUGAGGAGUACGAUCAAGGCUCUUAUCAUGAGGACUACAGCUAUAGGAGUCACACGUCUCAGACCAACAGCCACCCUCAUCACCUCCAGACUGGGACAGAACACUUACCCACCGGCUGGGAACCACAGAAUGGACAGAACUACCAGUACCAGAACGGAGACUACGCACACUCAUCCGCAGGCACGGACGAGUCCCAUGCGACUGACUUCUCCACUGGGGAUGGGGCGGAACAGGAUGCGUACCCUCAUAGCGCUCUUCAGCAUGGGGCAGGCUACCAUGGAGACGAGGCGCAAGUCCAUGGAGAGCAUAACAACCUCAGACACCACUUUCAGGUUUUUGAUAAUGGAGGAGCUGGAAACAAACCCACUGACCAUUACAAGGCUAGUUACCAUCCACAUCAACCUUCAAACCAGCCCAAGAUGUUCAAUCCUCAAGUCACCAAUCAUAACGGCCACUUUGACCAAAUUCAGAGGGACUUCCUGGACUCAACACAGAAUACAGCAGAUGGUCAGCAGCUGGCGCAGCUUCAGAUUUUAAACCGAGCUCAAUCCAGACAGAUUGAGGAACUGGAACAGAAACUAGAGGACUGCAGGAGGAGAAUGAGAUAUCUGGAGCACCAGUUCGCCAUUGUCAAAGAUGAGAAAGACGGUCUGACCAUAUCGCUGAAGGAGUCCAGUGCACUAGUGGAGGAGGCGAAAGAGAGAGAAGCGCAGCUGCAGGGAAGAAUCAGAUCUCUAGAGAAACAGAUUCAGUCUCUCACCAACAGUGAACAAGAGAGUCUAAAGCAGCAGCGUGUGGCCGAGGCGGCGAUGGACAGCAUGAAACAGCAGAUGAUGGAUCUGUGUCGUUCGGACACUCUGACACGAGCACGUGAGCAGCACGAUAGAGACGUGGCCGUCAUCCGCGAGCAGUAUGAAGACAAACUGCUCACCCUUCAGCAGAAACUAGACGCGCAAUCCCAGAGUCUGAAUGAGCAGGCUGAGGCAGGCCAGCGGCUGUUGGAUCAGGUCCGGCAGCUGGAGCGUCAGAGGGAAGAGGAUCAGGUGGACAGAGCAUCCGUCAUCAACACCCUCACACAGCGUCUGGAGGAGAGCCAGCAGCAGUGUGCCAAACUGCUCCACACUGGCUCUGUUCAAGAGAUGAGUCAGUUACAGCUGAAGCUCCAGCAGGCCCAGUCUGCCCGCGCCAUCAGUGAAGACAUCAACAAAGCCCUGCAAGAAGAGUUGACUGAAUGUAAAGAGCAGAUAAAUCUGUAUGAAUCUGCUAUUAAACAUGGAGUCCUGGAGUCUAAUGGAGACUGGGACAACCAGUUGUCUGAGUCCUACAUGGACCUGGGGAUCAAGAAGUCCAAGUGGAAAAAUGGACGAAUCCACAGGACAUCUCAUAUUGCUGAAGCAGGAGACUCGACCCACCUGAAGGAGGACGUGGUGCGAGAGCUGAAGAGCGAGUUGCAGCGCUGCCUGAGUCACCUGAAGACCAAACGUCUGAAGAUCUCUGAGCUGCAGGAGGAGCUGCGACGCUCCCAGACCAGUGCAGAGCAGCUGCGGACGCAGCUAGAGCAGGCUGAGAGAACCAUACGAGACUCUAAGGUGAGGGAGAGCAGCUUGGAGAAACACCUGGAAACAUCUCAAAUGACUGCCGCCCCUCACAAAGACCUCAUCAGACUGCAGGAGGAAAGACAGCUCCUGCAGGAGAGAGUGGAGGCUCUGGAGAAGAGGAAUCAGGAGCUGAAGCAGAGUGAGGAAAAGGUGAAGGCAGCCAAUUCUGAGCUUUGCACCAAGAUGAGGGAGAUGAUCCAGGAGCUGGACCAGGAGAAACAGGAAGCUGCAGAGAGGGAUGAGAGGACUCAGCAGCAGUUCAGGGAUGACGUGGUGAAUCGUGUCCGGGCGGAGCUCACGCAGGAGCACACGGAUCACAUCGAGCAACUCACCAGCCAGCAUCAGCAGCACAUACAACAGCUCGAGUCAAAGCUGGCUGAUCUCAGUCAAGAGGUGUUAGCUGUGCAGGAAUGCUACAUUUCUGUUUGCAAAGAGAAGGACAAGCUGGAGGAAAAUCUCCAAAACAAGCUUGAAGAACAGAGGAGACUGAUAGAAAAGGAGUCAAAGAGGCGAGAGGAGAGUGAGGCAGCUCUGGAGAGCCUGAGGUCUGAUCUGGAACAUCAGCAUCAGGAGGACAUGUCUCGGCUCAAAGCCCAGUGGAAGACAGACACACAGGCUGAGAUUGAGCUGCGGGUCAGAGAGCAGCUGGAAACAGCCAGAAAGAGCUGGCAGCAGGAGCAGGAGACGUUGGAGCAGUCCUGGGCUCAGAGGUUACAGGAGGCUGAGGAAGAGGUCAGAAAGGCCAGGCAGUCAGAUACCCGUGAGGGCGCGUGUCAGACUAGCUCCGCUGAGACUGCGGGUCAGCUGAUUUCAGUGGAGGAGCUGGAGGUCCGGCUCAGCGCUCAGAGGGAGACCCUGCAGCAGGAGGCUGCUACGGCCCAGGCCAGAGCCGUGGAGGAAGCAGUACGACACGCUCAGAGAGAGAUGCAGCAGAAACACACUGAGGACAUAACACUCCAGGUUGAAGGUGCGAUAUCAAGGGCACGUUCUCGAUGGCUUCAGGACUUGAUUUCCCUCCCAGAGUACAAAAGCAGCCUGCAGACAGAGAAAGAUGAAUGGGAGCGACUUCAACAGCAGCAUGUCAGGGAACAGGUGUCCUCAGCCGUGAAGGCAGUGGAGGAAAGGUGGCAGGACACGAUCCGCACCAAAUGUGCAGAACUGGAGCAGUGUAACAGGAGAAACGGGGAGCUCCAGGAGGAAAUGCUUUCCCUCAGCACUCGAUUCGAGCGUUCGUGCCAGGAGCAGACCGCCCUCGUGAAAGCAGAGCUGGCUGCAGCACGAGACGUUUGGAUCCGAGACAAACAGGAGGAGAUGUCCCGCCUCAGGGCGCACCUCCAGAGAGAACAGAAGCAGAAACUACAAGCUGUCCUGGAGCAGAACCUGAAGCAAACUGACAAACAAAAGGACACCGAGCUACAGAAAACUCUUAGAGAAAAGGAGCAGGAGUGGCGGGAUCAACAAGAGAUCAGGCUGCAGGAAGAAAGACAACAGGUGCUGGAGGAGGUGCUCAAUGAUCUAAAGGAGGCGUUGCAGGAGGGAGUGGAGAGGAGAGGGAGUGGAGAUGAACAGAAGCUCAGCAGUGCACCAGGAACUAUUAGAUCCAAAGUCUGGGAGAUCUGCAAAGAAACACUUAGUCAAACUGUCAACCAAGCUAAACAGGAGUGCAAGAAGAGCAGCGAAGACAAGCUGAGACGUGUGUUGAAGGAAACCCAGCAGCGACACGAGGCAGAGAUUGGUAGGAUCCACAUCACGCACGCCUCACACACCACUGGAUCAGCCGUCCUCAUGCUUUCUCAUCCUGCAGCAGGUCUGACGGCCCAGAGGAAGCAGGGUGAAUGCAGUGAGUCUCUAGCCAAACUCCAGAAGAAGAAUCAGGAGCUCCAGAGACAUCUGGAAAAGGCCUGCCGGCAGCUCCAGAGGACCGUACGAGAGCACAAAAACACCCUGCAGAAGAUGAAAGAUGAGCACGAGGCAGCCCUGCAGAAGGAGCAGCAGGGUCAUCUCAAAACCCUUGAGGAACUGAAACAAUCCUCAAAUGCAGAAUCAAUUUCAAGCGAUUCAAUCAGCCAGCAGAAUCUUCAAGCAGGUCUUGAGGAAAUGAAGGAGCAAUACAUGAAAGCAGUGGAGAAAAUCAAAGGCGACAUGCUGCGUUACCUGCAGGAGAGUAAGGAACGGGCAGCAGAGCUGAUCAGGACGGAGGUCCUGAGGGAAAGGCAGGACACAGCCAGGCGUAUGCGCAGGUACUACCUUACCUGUCUGCAGGAGCUGCUGGAAGACGGAGGCCAGGCCACAGGAGCAGAGAAGAAAAUCAUCAACGCUGCUAGCAAACUGGCCGCCAUGGCCAAAGUCCUCGAGACCCCGGUGGCCAAACGCAAGCUUUCGAGAACCCAGAACUGUCAAGGCGGAUCGGACAAGACGGACAUUGAAACCAGUGGUUCUCCUGCUAAAGUGCUGGGAGCUGAAGCCUUUAAGGAUGGUAAGGACAAACGGAUCCAUCAGAUCUACAGUCUAACAGACACCAACUACACAUCCAUGACGGCUAAACAGAAAGGAGUCAAAUCUAAAGCCAUCGAACCAGAUUCCCUCAAGCCUAAAGAGACUUUUACAGUUGGUCAGGUAACUCAGAAACACACACACUUUGCGCAUGAUAGUGUUUUUAACAGCGAUGUCAGGACUCCUAAUGUCACACUGAGAAAGCAGAGCAGGGAAAUGUUCUUGGAGGGAUUUGAGUCUGGAAGAACAGAACCGUCAUCCGUCCAGCCCUUUCUGAUCGAAGAAGCUCCCGUUCGGGACGACGGACAGAGCGACUGGAGUUUAACCAGUAACGGCUCUAACUUCAGCAACAUCCACCUGACCUCCUCCUAUCCAGAGCCUGGAAAGCCAUUCUCGGUCAGCUGCGGUUUGAACUUUGGAAGCUCAAUCGGCGAUAACUCGGAUGUUACCAUAUACAAGGAGAUCGUUCAGCCUCCGUCUUACUCUAAACCCGAUGACAGGAGAACAAAUAAACAAAGAGAGCCAGUCCCUGGAUCUGAGGGACAUGGUGUGCGGAAAAAGUGUCCAAAGAGCUUAUUUUCAGAGUUGAAAGUGCGUCAGCAGGACAGUGGGUUCGACAGCCCAUUGGCACUGCUUCAGAAAUGAAGUUUCGAUUUGUUUGUGCCUGAGCAAACAUUUUGUUGUAACUAAAAAAUGAUAAGCUUUUUUUAUUCGUUUGAGCCAAAAGUGUUUUGUACUCGUCUCGAAUCUGUGCAUGAAUUUGUUACCUUUUAACUUAAUAAAGCAACCUAGUUUUACAUUAGUUA